UGUGUGUGUGUGUGUGUGAGGUGGGAGGGACUCUGAGCAACUAGAUGAGACGAGUGUUGGGUAAUGAAUCAUUGUGGAAAGAUGAAGCUUCUGCUGAGCAGCCUGCUUCUUUGCUCUUUCUGGACUCCCUCAUCUUGGAGUGUUUCUUCAGACACGAUUGUUGUGAAACAGACUCCUGAUGUUUCGGUCUCGGAAGGGGAGACAAUAAACAUCACCUGCUGCUGGAUAGAGAACAUUGAACGAACGAGAGUGUUCUGGCUGAAAAACCAAACAUUUAUCAAGAAUGAAACUAUCAUUAAACCUCAAGAAUCUCUGAAUCAGCAGGCAGAAAACUGUUCAACUCUGACCUUUCCAAAUAUCACUAGAAAGGAUUCAGGCAGAUACAUCUGCAGGGUAUUUAUAGAGAUACCAGUUUUUAAAGAAGUUGAAGGAAAUGGUACGAUCAUCACAGUUACAUCCAGAGAAAACAAACAUGCUAACAUAGAUCACCGUGAAGAUGACGGGUUUAAGCCCCCUAUCUCCGUCAUAAUCUCCCUGGGUGUUGUGGUGCCGUUGUUCCUCAUUGCUCUCCUCUGUUUCUGCUCUCUGCGAAGGAAUCAAGCACAAGCAGCCAGGGUGAUUUAUGAGGUUCCCCACAUCAACUCUGAAGAGAUAGAGAUGGAUAAACAUAGCACCAGUUCCUCCAGAAGCUCCUCUCAGUGGUGCCAGGUGCCCGUGUAUGAAUCCUUUGAUUACUUUGAGCGAGUGGAGACCAAAGGAAGUGGAUGAAGAUCUGCUCCUGUAACACAUUCUUACUGUUCAUCAUGUAUAUAGUGUGUAUUCAUUUACCUGAAUUGUAACGAUUUUACAUGUGUAAAUAUUUUCGUUUUUUCUAUAAACCAAUUAUUC
Molecule: messenger RNA, 888 nt
Organism: Melanotaenia boesemani (Boeseman's rainbowfish)
Lineage: Eukaryota; Metazoa; Chordata; Actinopteri; Atheriniformes; Melanotaeniidae
Exons: 5
Coding region: 64-768 (234 amino acids)
Biological process (GO): adaptive immune response
Cellular component (GO): membrane
Molecular function (GO): signaling receptor activity
Source: RefSeq, a predicted model, not a curated record